Branchiostoma floridae (Florida lancelet) is the source of this 1454-nucleotide messenger RNA. Its product is annotated as cytochrome b5 domain-containing protein 1-like. The coding region runs from base 106 to 762 and encodes 218 amino acids. NCBI's taxonomy places the organism in Eukaryota, Metazoa, Chordata, Leptocardii, Amphioxiformes, Branchiostomatidae. The transcript has 4 exons. The record is from RefSeq and is a predicted model, not a curated record.
CAUUGCAUUGUGGUCCGGUCUCUCCUGGCAACCAGGAAGCUUCGCGAUCCUAGGUUGGGGUCAGGUUGUGUUUUUGUCGCCUUUUUGCCAGUUUUAUCGGCCAAAAUGGGGAAAUUUGGGCGGCCUAGCUUCUACACACCAAACGAGGUGGCGAUACACAACACGCUGAAGGACCUGUGGGUGUCUUACCUGGGCAAGGUGUACGAUUUGACACCUUUGGCAGAGGAACACGCAGGUAAUGUGUUGCUGAAACCAGUCAUUGCGGAGGCCGGGAAGGACAUCUCCCAUUGGUUUAACAAGAAAACGAAAGAUAUCCGUACGCACAUUGACCCAGAGACGGGAUGUGAGAAGUACUACACCCCGCACGGGCGCUUCAUCCACAUCCCGCCCCCGUACCCGCGCACGGACUGGGCCAACGACUUUGGCAGGCCGUGGUGGAAGGACGAGAAGUACUACAUCGGAGAACUGUCACAGAAAACUCGCUUCAUCCGCAUUCUCAACACUCUAACAUCCCAGGAGCAAACCAUUGAGGUUUGUUCUGAAGAGUAUCUGUCGGAGAUCCUUGAGCGAUACCUGAAGUACAACGCUCAUGCGGGAAGCUACACGUGGAAGUACGAUGGGAAGAACCUGGACAUGGGGAUGACGCUGGAGGAGAACGAGAUCUUUGACGAGAGCGAGGAUUUCUACGUGCUGAGUAUGCAGGAGGAACAGUGGCUGCCAGCCAUACAUCUGUACUUUAAUGAUGAUCUGACAGAGGCUUAGUCGUAAAGAGUUGAUAUCAAAGAGAAUUGUGAUGGAAAAUGUUAUUUUAUUAUAUUACAGUCAUUUCUGUAAUUUCCUAGGUUGUACAACUACAUUACUGUUAAGUGGAUUCUUGCUUCAGAUUUUCUAUUGCACCAAAUGUACAAGAGACAAGAUGAACAACAGAAUUUCGGGAUAUUCAAAACUUUCCCUAUACGAUGCGGUUAUGUAAAAUUUACUACAAAAGGAGAAAUAUCAUGGCACUUACAACAACCUCCCCAAAUAGGGGAAGAUGUAGUCAUCUUUUAACAGUCACAACAUAUCACUUUUCAACGAAAAAUUAUUACAUUGGCAUGAAAUUCAACCCUUAAAAAGAAGAGUUGAAAAAUGAGUAGAGAAAAAGCUUACAAAUAUGGAAUUUGUAAAUACUUGUAUAUACUGUUGUCAGCACAGCUCUGCAGGAGUAUGCUUUGAGAAAAAUGAGGUACUAGUAAUGUAAAUAGCUAUAAAGCUAAGUUGAACAAACCUGAGUCGGAGGUGUGUACUUUAAACAAUAGAUUUCUGUAAGAUACAGGUUUUACUGGUUUGGGGUUUGUCAAUAUUUUGUAUGAUUGUGGUUCAUUCAUGCAGUAAAAAAUAUAUCCUGCACAAUCACUGUUCAUCAGAAGUGGGGUGACAGCAAAGAUUCAAAAUAAAGCAGUACCAACAACGUA